Messenger RNA from Erpetoichthys calabaricus (reedfish), 2931 nucleotides. It is a transcript of the gene slc4a1ap, whose product is annotated as solute carrier family 4 member 1 adaptor protein. NCBI's taxonomy places the organism in Eukaryota, Metazoa, Chordata, Cladistia, Polypteriformes, Polypteridae. The record is from RefSeq and is a predicted model, not a curated record. The transcript is spliced from 14 exons. Bases 102 to 2219 code for a protein of 705 amino acids. Gene Ontology annotation, molecular function: protein binding; mRNA binding.
UUUUUAAGCGCCGAACCAGAGUGGAGGCAGCCUUAGCACAUCCUGCGAGUAAUCUGUCGUAGUAAACAGUGGCUGGUGGUCUGCUGUAAGAGUUUCAAAGAAUGACCGAAGAACUGGACAGUGGCCAGACGGUCCCGACGAGCAGGGAGGAAGAAGAUGCAACAGAAGAGACUGCGUUCCAGUUUAAAAAGCCCGCCGUGAUCGGGGCUGCAAUCAGGCCAGAGUCGGAGCUCGAGGAGAGCUCGCCUUCAAAAAAUGGGACCUGUGAGACUCGGCAGCUCAAGCAACCGAAAAGAGGCCCAGCGGUGGCAAAGCCGCCUCCGCCAUUGCCGUACAGCGAACCUUCCUGGGGCGGAAUCCCUGACAGCUCGUACUCCAUCGAGGUGCUCAAGAACGGCGCGAUCGUGGACACCGUGCCGCUCGGGGAGCGCAACUACACGGUGAUCGGCCGGCUGCCCACCUGCGACGUCGCCCUGGAGCACCCGUCGGUGUCCCGCUAUCACGCCGUGCUGCAGGGUCGCCGGGCCGAGGACGAUGGGGGACUUUUCAUUUAUGACCUGGGUAGCACCCACGGCACCUUCGUGAACAAGAAGCAGGUGCCACCUAAAACCUACGUGCACCUGAAGGUGGGCCAUGUGCUCAAGUUCGGGGGCAGCACCAGGCUGUUUAUCCUGCAGGGGCCCGAGUCUGACGCAGAAGCAGAGUGUGAGCUGUCAGUCACAGAGCUGAAGGAAAUGCAGCGGCGUAGGCAGGAGGACCUGGAGAGGAAGAUGAUGGGCGAUGGCUCAGAUGAAGAGCUUGAACCAGAUGAAAUCCAGAAAAGCGCUGGGCAAGGAAGCAGCACCGAGGAUGCAGGAUGUACCUGGGGAAUAGCUGAUGAAGCACAAGAGGAGAAUGAUGAAAAUGAAGAGAACCCUUUUGCUACAGGAUUUCAAGAAGACACUGAAGCCUUCUACAUUAAAGACCCCAAAAAAGCUCUGCAGGGCUUCUUUGACAGGGAAGGAGAGGAGCUGGAGUACGAGUUUGAUGAUAAAGGUCGGGCAACUUGGAUUUGCAGAGUCAGACUGCCAGCAGACGAUGCCUCAGGCAGGCAGCUUGUGGCAGAAGUGACUCACACUGGCAAGAAGAAGGAGGCCGCCAUCCAGUGUGCCUUGGAGGCCUGCCGGAUGUUGGAUGCCAGAGGCCUUCUGAGGCAAGAAGCAGUCUCACGCAAGCGAAGGAAGAAAAACUGGGAGGAUGAGGACUUCUAUGACAGUGACGAUGACACUUUUCUCGACCGCACUGGAGCCAUUGAAAAAAAGAGACAGGACCGCAUGAGGAAGGCAGGAAAGAUUCAAGAGAAGCCGGACACCUUUGAUUCCCUGGUAGCCAAACUGCAGGAAGUAGAAAGGGAGCUGGCUGAAACGGAGCAAAAGCUGAAUUUGGGAAAAGGUGACUGUCAGCCGUCAGCAGAUGACCCUUUAGAUGCCUUCAUGAAGGAGGUCCGGACAGGUGGAAGUCUUGACAGCAUUACUCGUAAGAAACUGCAUUUGCGUGCCAGCGAGCUCAAGAAAGAAGGGCAGCAUUUGAGGAAAUUGGUGGAGAUUGCCCGUCCAGCUCAGAUGCCAGCGCUUGAAUCUCCAUCCACAAGUGAAGCAAAGUCCCAGGAGAAGCCCAAAAAGCUGUCCCUGCCCAUGUUUGGGGCGAUGAAAGGUGGAAGCAAAUUUAAGCUGAAGACCGGAACUAUUGGACGCCUGCCUCCAAAACGUCCCGAUUUACCUGCCAGUUUGUUCAGCUCAACGGUGGAGAUGGAAGAGGAAGAGGAGGAGGAGGAGGAAGCGGAUGCACAUACUGGGGCAUCUACAGCACAAAAGAGCAGCGAGGGAAACCCUCUUGAGCUGGCUAACAUGUACCCCGCUGCUUCAGAAGACCCGCUUGCUGAUAAUGAGAGUGAUGGCAGAGAGGCCGAGCCAGGCAAGUCUGGAGAGGAUGAGGAUGUUCCUGAACGUUUAGCUGCUGCCGCUGCUUCCAAUGUCUCUGUGAGACCCAAGGAAGCUGAAACUGAGAAGGCAGCGGGGUCUUCUGUGAAAAGGAAGAAGCCUUAUGGUCCAAGCCGACCCCCCGCAGCGGUCCUCUCUGCACAGUACCCUUCUGAUGACCCCGACUACUGUGUCUGGAUGCCCCCCAAAGGUCAGAGUGGCGAUGGCCGGACACAUCUCAAUGACAAGUAUGGCUACUAGGGUGACCUGCGUGAUGAUGAGGAAGAUGAUGAAGAGCAGUGCUGGCAGAUGACGGAGCUGCUGUCUUCUUUUUGGGUGAUCUGGUUGGCUGGCUAAAUGGGAAGCUUACCAAAGAGAACCUGAGGACGGCCUGGCGAUUGACAGCAAGCCAUAGUGCUGAUCCAUGGGUUUGUUUUCACAAUUUGUUCCAGGUCAGAGUGGGCUGGUGGUCUUUUCCCACCUCAGCUACCCAUUUAGGGCGAUUAACUUUAGCAAAGCGCAGUGGAAGGCUAAGCUAAGCCACAUCAUUUCUUUUGUACUAUAAUGGAGGGGGGCGCCAGUUUGCUUUUCCUUUUAUAUUUAAACUCCGAGUGUCUGCCGUUUAGAUGUUCUCCUCGUCUCCAGCUCGUUAUUCACUUAGAGGGUCGCUGCGGGGUUCGACACGAGCGACGCCGGCCACUCAUUUUCAAGUCUGUUACCGUCAGGAGAGGGUCAUUAGUGGGCCGUAGCGGCUCUCCGGGGGGGGGCAGCCUGAUCUUGAGGGCUGAUGUGUUUGUGUGUAGGCUGCCCCCUUUGGGCCGGAAUUGACACAACAGUUGGAAAUUAACUUGAGAUGGAGACGCAAAUUCAGUCGCAGCAUAAAAACUGGGAGGAGAGCAAAAUCCACACCAUCAGUUGCUUUAUGUAAAUCUUUUUUUUUAUUAUUUUUUGUAAAAAUGUAUAAUAAAUUACA